Hipposideros armiger (great roundleaf bat) is the source of this 1598-nucleotide messenger RNA. It is a transcript of the gene ANKRD66, whose product is annotated as ankyrin repeat domain 66. The coding region runs from base 77 to 667 and encodes 196 amino acids. Lineage: Eukaryota; Metazoa; Chordata; Mammalia; Chiroptera; Hipposideridae. The record is from RefSeq and is a predicted model, not a curated record. Gene Ontology annotation, molecular function: protein binding. The transcript is spliced from 4 exons.
CACAACAAGACUGGAGCAGCUAAGUGUCCCUGCCAGGAGGGAGCACUUGAAUUUCAAACAAGACAUUGUUUUUGUCAUGGAAUUGACCAAAAUGUCAGACAUGACAAAGCUCCACCAAGCUGUGGCUGCAGGGGACUAUAAGGUAGUAAAAAGAAUUUUGAAGAAAGGUCUCUGUGACCCAAACUACAAAGAUGUGGACUGGAAUGACCGAACCCCACUUCAUUGGGCUGCAAUCAAAGGGCAUAUGAAGGUGAUGCAGCUCCUUAUAGAAUACGGAGCCAGGUCCUGCCUGGUAACUGAUGUGGGCUGGACCCCAGCUCAUUUUGCAGCUGAGUCAGGCCAUCUGAAUGUGCUCAGAGCUCUCCAUGCUUUGCACACCGCCAUCGAUGCCCCUGACUUCUUCGGAGACACACCCAAGAGGAUUGCGCAGAUCUACGGGCAGAAAGCCUGUGUGGCUUUCCUGGAGCAGGCUGAGCCGGAGUGCCGGGACCACCGCCGCACCGCCAGCCAGAGAGGGCUACUGCUGGAUGAGCGGGACGAAGACUGGGACGCCAAGAAAAGGGAGAUGGAGCUGUCCCUUCCUUCAUCGAAUCAAAACACGGAUAAGAAAAAGAAGAAAAGUCGAGGCCUCGCCAGGCUCAGCAAUACCACGGAGAGGAGAGUGUGAAAAGGCUGGCGCAGAAGGGACUGGAACGUAUUUUCUGGGGGGCGACUUUCCCUGGCACCAGCCUGGAACCUGUCAGGCAUGUGUUGUCUUUACGGGGUUUAAACUCAUAGACCAUUAUCCAGACGGCUUCUACUGGUAGCUCUCGAUCUGUCAUUCAUCCUGGAAGUCUUGCCUGGGUGCUCUCCACGAGGGCUGUUGCCUCCUUGCUAAUUAAUACCUGCUGUCCUCAAGAAUUAUCAGGAGGAGACAAAUAUUAGCUGCUUGCAUUUUGUUAUCAGUGAUUUGCACUUUCAGCAUCUCCAGACCCCCGUAUGUAAUUAUAGAAUUUCAAAAGAAAUUUUGAAGGAAAUUUCUAAGGAAAACUGUGUUGUUUAAAUGCAAACAAACAAACCGACAAAACCCUCAAAAAUCAACAAAAUGCUCUGUUUAGUCAAUCUAUGAAAAAAAAUUAGUUGCUAUCACUUAGAGACUAAGCAAAGAGGUGAAGGAAUGUAUCUCUCAGUUUCCAGCUGUUUUUUCCUUUUGUGGGAUACAGGCCCACACAGUCUCAGCACAGCUGUCUUUACUGAUAAUGGCUUCUACACAGGGGGAACAGACAAUAGACUAAGCUCAGUGGGAGAUAACUGAAAACCAUGACCCCUGACAUGAAUUAAUUUCAUCCUGUGUAACUAAUGAAAAACAGCAUAAAAUAAUGGAAUGUGGUUACAACUCUACUUAUUUAACUGUAUGUUUUAGGAAAUUUAAUUCCAAUCAGAUAGUUCCAAUGAAAAUAUUGCAUCCACAUUGAGAUGUGCUGUAAAUGUAAAAUACAUAUCAGAUUUUUGAAGACAGUACAGAAAAUGUAAAAUCGAUCAUUAAUAAUAUUUAGUAUUGAUCACAUGUUGAAAAUGAUAAUAUUAUGGAUAUUGAGUUAAAUUAAAGGUAUUAUUAA